Messenger RNA from Polistes canadensis, 2062 nucleotides. RefSeq names its product coiled-coil domain-containing protein 93 (gene fidipidine). The coding region runs from base 149 to 1951 and encodes 600 amino acids. Lineage: Eukaryota; Metazoa; Arthropoda; Insecta; Hymenoptera; Vespidae. The record is from RefSeq and is a predicted model, not a curated record. The transcript is spliced from 13 exons. Gene Ontology annotation, biological process: Golgi to plasma membrane transport.
UACAUAUUUAUUGUUAUGGAUCAUAGGACGGUCUGUGUUAUUUAAUUUUUGCCAUUAACAUACAAACACUGAGCUUAUUAUUUUUAAUUAACAAAAUAUUAUUAUGCAUAAAUCAAAUAAACGAAUAUUAUUAUAAUCAAGAGUAACUAUGUGGAAUGGUACAUCAAGGAAGGCAUCUAAAAGUUUAGAAUCGACAGAAACUGAUAUACGUGAAGAUGAAGAACAGACAAAAAAAUUACAAGAAAUUAUUGAUCUCCUUGUGGCUGCUGGAUAUUUUAGAGCUAGAAUAAAGGGCCUGUCAAAUUUUGAUAAGGUAAUAGGUGGUAUGACGUGGUGUAUAGAAUCUUGCAAUUUUGAUGUAGACGUGGACUUACUGUUUAGAGAAAAUCUUACAAUCGGUCAAAAGAUAUCUUUAACCGAAAAAAUUGUUGCUAUGUUGCCAAAAAUGAAAUGUCCGUACCAUAUAGAACCUCAUCAAAUACAAGGAUUAGAUUGUAUUCAUAUAUUUCCAGUCAUUCAGUGGUUGAUAAAGCGUUCUAUGGAAAUGAGAAAAGAAAUGGCAGGAUUUGUGCGUUCCUUUGCACUUAAUCAAUUUAAUAAAAAGCAUUUCUUUUUGGAAGAUGAAAAUAGAAUUGCAGUUGCAGCUAAGAAAAAUAUGAUGCAAAAUAUUUUAUUGGUUAAAAGGUUAUAUGAACCUCGACGAUUAUUCAAAUACAAAGAUAGUUUGGCGAAAGACGAGGCUACGCAAUUUCUUGGUACUCUUUUAGAGUACGAAGCUAAUUUGUAUGGAAAUAUCCAAAAUACAAAUGCUGAAGUUAUUCCUUUAAAGUCGACGACAACUUUGCAAGAAAAUAAAAAAGAUAACAAUAUUCCUGUAUCAAACGAUGAAAAAAUAGUUGUAAAAGAAAUUGCAGGAUCAAUGGCAGUUAUCGAAGAAAGUUCGGAUCGUCUAAAUGUGAAUGUGGUUGGAAAUAUUUUUGAGAUGCAGGCGCAGGAAAUUGCUAAAGUAGCUGAAAAAUAUGCAACGAAAUCAAUUUCUGAACUAGAGGAAAAUGGUACAUCCAAUACGUCCAGUGCUCUAGUAACUUUACAAAAACAAAAGGCUAAUCUACAGACACGAAUUCGCAAAUUGACAAAGGAAAGAGAUGUUUUGUCGAAUAAAACUUCAGAGAUAAUCAAUAGAACAGAUCAAUUCUAUAAACAGAGAGAAUUUCUUGAACGUUCGUUUAAAAUAGCACAAGAAAUAGGAAUUAAUGAAAAUGAUAGCAUUUAUAAACGCUUGGAAGAACUUUUAUUGGUGCACGAUGAUCUAAGAGAACAAGAACUAAAGUUUCGAGAACAAUGCAAAUCUGAUCUUGUUCUUCUUCGAAGUAUGCUAGAAGAAAUUAAUAAUGUUUUACCGACCGAAGAAGAAGACAGGCUUAAAGAAUAUGAAGAACAAAAAGAAAUAGUAACAAGAGCAAGAUUGCAAUUAGCCAAAAAAAAUAGAGCUAUCGCUUCUUUAACUAGACAAUUGGAUGAUGUACCAGGACGAUCUGAAUUAACACAAUAUCAAAGAAGGUUCAUGGAACUUUACAAUCAGGUGUCUGCUAAACACAAAGAGACCAAACAAUAUUACACGCUGUAUAAUACGUUAGACGAUACAAAACUUUAUUUGAGCAAAGAAUUAUCUUUGCUAAACUCUAUACAAGAUAAUUAUAGCGAAGCAAUGGCAUCUACAAGCGGCAAGAAACAAUUUUUAAAACAAUUUGAAGCUAUCGUUGCAGGAGUUAAACGUAACAAAUCAAUGGUUGAGAAACGGUGCGCUGAUGAAAAGAAUAGACGUGAUGAUCUUAGUCAACAACUGGUUACACUUAUAGAACAACAACGUAAAUACGUUGUUGCUGUUAGACAACUUACCAUUGAAUGUCGUAAAAAUGAAGCAUUACUUGCUCAGCUACGUGACUCAUAAAUAUCAAAAUCAAUUUGAAGUAUAAGCUUAAUAAGAAUUCAACUUAUUAUGUAAACAAAAAAAUAACAUCUUAAUUAUAAACUUUUGCAAUAUUUCAUUACAUACAUACAU